CAGAAAGUAUAUAAAGUUUCUGGUAUGAUGUGUUCUCCUCCCAAACCGGCCCCGACUUAAACCUUAUUAACCCAUAUUUUGCGUCAAGUCAUUGAAAAAGACCAUUAACAUUAAUUGAUAAAGCCUCGUCCCUCUAUGAACUGCCAGGAUAACUGAGAGACCGCAUCCGCGCACCAUAUCUCGACGUUACAGGGUGUUCUAUAAAAAACCCAUCCAUAUUGAUCAAAGAAAGACCCAUCCUGGGCAACAUGAAUAGGUGAUCGCUAAUCACGAUGUCAUCGGUGGACGUCGGGUGUCUCGUUGAAGACACCAUCGUGACUGACGUAGGCCGGAGUAUUGAUGAUGUUUGUGGAAUGGACGAGGUCAAGGCGGCGCUCAAGGACCAUGUGAUAUCACCUCUGAAGACAGGAUCUCUAACUUGUCCCCUCCGCAUCUUACUAUGUGGAGCUCCGGGAACGGGCAAGUCGUAUCUGGUGAGAUCACUAGCCAAGGACAUCUUACCGGUGCCGAUGUAUGCCUGCCACUGUUGUGACCUUAUCUCAAAAUGGUAUGGUGAAGUCGACUUUCGGCGGAAGUUGUUUCAACACGCAGCUAGUCGAGAAACUGGGGCUGUGAUGUUGCUUGAUGAGUUGGAGACCAUCUGUACGCCACAUUACGCGAACCUUUUCGAAGUACUCAUUGAAGAGCUCGUAAAAUUGCCUCCCAACGUUGUGGUGAUCAUCAACUCACUGAGGCCAUGGACCAUCCCAGCCAACUUCUUACCCGUCUUCAACAAAAUACUCUACACCCCGGUUCCUGAUAGAGAAGCCCGGGCGAACCAGAUUCGGUCGCUCCUAAAGGACCAUCUGUCCCCAAACGACGAUGAUUUGGGAAUUUUAGCUGAUAUAGCAGAGGGUCUGACCGCUGCUGACAUCACAUGCUUCAUACAAGAGGCGGUAAAGAAACCCGUUAGAGACUUGAUGGAGGCUUCCUUCUUUGUGGAAAAAGAUGGGAAGAUGACACCAUGUGAUGCUGACACUGAGGGAUGCAUUAAAACAACUGCCUUUGAUCUGAUAGAUCUUCCUGAUGCUGAGGAUAAGGUGUCUUGUCGUCCAUUGUCUUUGUCGGACAUCCGGGAAUGCCUCAGUCGUGCCAGACCAUCUACCAGCGAAGAAGAAAUAGGGCAAUUUGAGGAAUUCCUCAGGCAGAAUGCCCGCUGAUGGGGAAACUUGGGAGUAAAUUAUACUCAGAUAAUACAAUAUUCGAACAGUAAAUGGAGAGCCUGACGAUUAAUGCCUACAGUUACAAGGUGUCAAUAUUUGUUGGUAGAGAUUGAUGUGGCAAGUAAAUAAAUACUGAAUGUCAUUGGACAGGCGUUGAUGAUGAAUUUAUGUUCCAUAAGGAGUUAGAAGUAGAAAUCGACCACAUGUACUCGUAAAGUACUCAUGUUGAAACCACUUACCGGGCGACCAUUUCAACCAGUAGAACAACAAGGAGUCUCCCAGGUUGUCAACUUGUCGUAUGUGCGUGUAUAUAUAUACAGACUAAGCAAUCUUAUCGACAUCAACAACAUAUGGUGAUGGUGUCGCCUUGUACAG
Molecule: messenger RNA, 1577 nt
Organism: Lineus longissimus
Lineage: Eukaryota; Metazoa; Nemertea; Pilidiophora; Heteronemertea; Lineidae
Product: vacuolar protein sorting-associated protein 4-like
Exons: 7
Coding region: 273-1199 (308 amino acids)
Molecular function (GO): ATP hydrolysis activity; ATP binding
Source: RefSeq, a predicted model, not a curated record